AUGUCGGACUUCAAGGGCCUAUUCCAGACGGUGGCAGUGUUCGUCGCGUUUAUACUCACCCUCCUAUGUCUCUUCUCAGGGACGCAGAGGAACUUCCUCGACGAUGUGGAUAUCUUAACGCUCUACACACCAGACAGCACCGGCAGUGGAGUGCGCGAUUUAUAUUCCGUCCACGUCAUGUCCUACUGCCAGGGAACACUGGUGACCAUCGACCCAGGCACAGAAGUCACGCGCAACGUGACCGAAUGCUCGAACCGCGCGAUUUCAUCCUCAUUUGACCCGACACAAGCCUGGCCGAAGGAGCUCACCUCCAGUCCGGAUAUGAGGUGGCAGCGCGUGAUCAGCGACGACUUCCACGCGUUCAGAAUGACAUGCCAAGUCAUGGCGGUGAUGUACUGUAUCGGCAUUGGCGCGAUGGGCGCUGCGAUGCUUGUACGAGUAUGGACGACUCUCGCUCCGCGCGCAUGCCAGGGCCCGCUUGAAUUUUGGUUUUUCAUGGUCGGGUCUUUUACCGUCAGCGUCGCAUCCAUAAUCGCAACGGUCAUCGCCUUUGAAUUCGUCGCUCUGAUUAAUGCCCACGGCAGGGGCUCGAACGUGACAGCCCAUUAUGGCGAGAAAUUCCUUGGGAUGACUUGGGCCGCGGUGGGGCUGUUACUCGCCGGUAGCGUUGCUUGCUUUGUGAAUGUGUAUGUUAACAAACGGGCUGGAUAUGCGCCUGCGGCCGUCUCAAAAGAUAUAGAGGGGUAA
Molecule: messenger RNA, 747 nt
Organism: Penicillium roqueforti
Lineage: Eukaryota; Fungi; Ascomycota; Eurotiomycetes; Eurotiales; Aspergillaceae
Product: SUR7/PalI family protein
Exons: 3
Coding region: 1-747 (248 amino acids)
Biological process (GO): fungal-type cell wall organization
Cellular component (GO): cell cortex of cell tip; plasma membrane
Source: RefSeq, a predicted model, not a curated record